Molecule: messenger RNA, 1032 nt
Organism: Talaromyces rugulosus
Lineage: Eukaryota; Fungi; Ascomycota; Eurotiomycetes; Eurotiales; Trichocomaceae
Exons: 3
Coding region: 1-1032 (343 amino acids)
Cellular component (GO): cytoplasm
Source: RefSeq, a predicted model, not a curated record
AUGCCUCUUCCACUGCGAGCCCUAGGCCGAGAUGGGCCCCAAGUCCCUGCCGUUGGACUUGGAUUCGGGAGCAUUGGCGGAUUCUACGGACCACCUGGGACUCUCGAUGAGAGACUAUCUCUUUUGGAUCAUGCGUAUGCCGCUGGACUGCGUUUUUGGGACAUGGCCGACAUCUACGGCGACAGCGAGGAUGUCGUUGGCGAAUGGGUGAAGCGGUCUGGCAAGCGCGAUGAUGUUAUUCUUACCACCAAAUUCGGCCUUCAGCGCCAGCCUGAUGGAAAGCACUCCUUUCGCUCUGACCCCGAGUAUGUCAGGGCUGCAUGUGAAAAGAGUCUCCAGCGACUUGGGAUGGAUGCCAUUGAUCUCUACUACUGUCAUCGGGUGGAUGGGGUCACGCCCAUUGAAAAGACUAUCCAAGCUAUGGUGGAGCUGAAGAAACAAGGAAAAAUUCGGUAUCUAGGUCUGUCAGAAGUCUCAGCUUCCACGCUACGUCGGGCGCACGCCGUCCACCCCAUCGCCGCUAUACAGAUGGAAUACAGUCUAUUUACACUGGACAUUGAAUCGUCGACCUCGGAGGUGCUGAAAACCUGCCGCGAGCUGGGCGUUACUGUCGUGGCCUACAGUCCCAUCGGACGCGGUGUUCUGACUGGCCAGUUCCAAUCUCACGCAGACAUUCCUGAAAGGGACUUGCGCCGCAUGUUGCCCAAAUACUCCGAGGAGAAUUUCCCCAGCAUCAUGGAGCUGGUGCAGACAUUGAAAGAUGUGGCCACUGUCCAUGGAAGCACUCCGGCACAAGUUGCUCUUGCAUGGCUACUGGCGCAAGGACAGGACAUUAUCCCCAUUCCGGGUACGAAGUCGACCGCCAAAAUGGAUGAGAAUGCUGCCUCUGCGCGUCUUCAGUUGAGCGAAGAAGAAGUACAAAAGAUCCGGACUAUGACGGAGCGAACGGAAAUCAAAGGUAGUCGGUACUCUGCCGCGGUUAUGGCCACCCUCUCUGCAGAGACCCCUCCACUGCAGGAGGACGAGAACUAA